AUGCUCAUCAUCUCGUCCCGCAGCGCGCUGCUGUCCGUCUACUACCCACAGAUCUUCCUCAUCCUCACCAGCGGUAGCUACCUGGCGCUGUCCUCUGUGGUAGCUCUAGGUGCUAACAUCAUCUGCAACAAGAUACCGGGACUGGCCCCCCGUCAGAGAGCCCUCUGUCAGAGUCGCCCUGACGCCAUCAUCGUCAUUGGCGAAGGCGCCCAGCUGGGCAUCAAUGAGUGUCAGUACCAGUUCCGCUACGGCCGGUGGAACUGCUCAGCCCUGGGAGAGAGGACCGUCUUUGGACAAGAGCUGAGAGUAGGCAGCAAGGAGGCAGCAUUCACUUAUGCCAUCACUGCAGCCGGAGUUGCCCACGCAGUGACCACAGCUUGUAGCCAAGGCAACCUCAGCCAGUGCGGCUGUGAUCGCGAGAAGCAGGGCUACCACGACCAAGAGGAGGGCUGGAAGUGGGGAGGCUGCUCAGCCGAUAUUAAGUACGGUGUGGAGUUCUCGCGGCGCUUUGUAGACGCCCGGGAGAUCAAGAAAAACGCUCGCCGGCUGAUGAACCUGCACAACAAUGAGGCAGGGCGAAAGAUCCUAGAGGAGAGGAUGAAGCUGGAGUGUAAGUGUCACGGCGUGUCCGGUUCCUGCACCACUAAGACCUGCUGGAUCACCCUGCCAAAGUUCAGAGAGAUUGGUUAUCUGCUGAAGGAACGCUACAGUGGAGCAGUUCAAGUGGAGCCGGUCCGGGCCUCGCGCCUCCGCCAACCCUCCUUCCUACGACUCAAAGAGGCUCGGGGCUACCAGAAGCCCACGGACACAGACCUGGUGUACCUGGAGCGUUCGCCCAACUAUUGCGAGGAGGACACAGCCACAGGAAGCACAGGAACACGGGGAAGACUGUGCAACGGCACUUCGACCCACACAACAGACAGUUGUAAUUUGAUGUGCUGCGGCCGGGGUUACAACACACACCACUACACACGCAUCUGGCAGUGCAACUGCAAGUUCCACUGGUGCUGUUUUGUCAAGUGCAACACCUGCAGUGAGAAAUCAGAAGUUUUCACCUGCAAGUAG
This is a messenger RNA of Perca flavescens (yellow perch), 1065 nucleotides long. It is a transcript of the gene wnt7ba, whose product is annotated as wingless-type MMTV integration site family, member 7Ba. The transcript is spliced from 4 exons. The record is from RefSeq and is a predicted model, not a curated record. Gene Ontology annotation, biological process: cell fate commitment; multicellular organism development; positive regulation of JNK cascade. Gene Ontology annotation, molecular function: cytokine activity; frizzled binding. NCBI's taxonomy places the organism in Eukaryota, Metazoa, Chordata, Actinopteri, Perciformes, Percidae. The coding region runs from base 1 to 1065 and encodes 354 amino acids. Gene Ontology annotation, cellular component: extracellular region.